ACGGGAGAGCGCCAAAGGGCCAUAUUCACACGAGAGGCUGGUCUCCAGAAACUCUCUCCAGGAGCGAUGUACGAAAAGGGCGUCAUUUUCUUCCCCGCCUGGAGGAAGUUGGCGCAUUUCAGUCUGUUUCUGCUUCGAGUGACAACAGCAAGUGUCAUGGCUUCGGAAUGUGAUCCUGCCUGCCUUGGGCAUCGCCUCGUGCAAAUUGGGCUGCCCCUCUUGAACGACACCGCUGUGAGUUACUGGUGGCCUGGACAAGCCGUUGAAUCAGUCCACAUCCAUGGAGACGGACUGGAGAUGAGCCUGUAUGUCCCAGAGGCGAAGAGGAACCAAUGGCACGCGCUCGUUAUGCAGUCCAGGUUCUCAGACGAGGACGAGUUCAUGCUUAAAGAAGGUGUGCCCCUCGGGGGUUGGUACACAGUGUCCAUCCCCACCCUGGACACCUUUGUAAAUGUAUCCUGUGACGGAUUGAGCUGCAAGAACGUGGUAGUUAUAAGCCACCAACCCAUGACGUGGGCAUUGGGGUGCGGCAACACACCUUGUGGAUGUCCGAGCGAAGCGGCAAAGGAGUGCGCCCUGGGUGGGGUGCAGAAGACAGGCUGCGACAUACUCUACCUCAACCAAGCUGGAAUGAUCCUCGACUCCCCUCUGAAGGUGUUCUGGCGUCCUCUGCUCCUCCAUUCAAAACUGCACUUCUUCUGGGGUACAGAGGAUGAGUUCGCCGAACCCUACGUCAUUUCCGCGAGCCAACAAGCACUGCACACCUGGGUUACUUUUGACAUUCACACGCGGAUUGUGGAGAUCGGGAACACAACAGUACGAGAAUGCAAUAUGACAAUACCCGAUAUCGAUUUCUGUACAAAGUGUUCAGUCGCUGACAAAGCAGUGUUGUUUUAUUCUACUGAACCUUCUGUCAUAGCCCUCGGGUGUGACGUGCCACCAGUCUACAAAAAUACGGCAGACGGAGUGCCUGGUUGGGGCUUUUGCGUUAUGGCGCUCGUCAUUAUCGGCCUUUGCGUCUCUGCCUUCUGAGAUGAGGAGGAGGGGGACUCACCGCCAAGUGACCGCUUAGACAGAGGUAUCUUAUUCUUCAACCACAUCAUAGGACAGAUUUGUGCCCAACCACUUUUCUACAACUUGGACAUCAGUCCCACGGCGCUUUGCAUAAUCCAUCACCUGCAGAGAAACAAUUUUUAUUACAAGAUGUUCUCCAGUGUCUAGUGUUUUAGCUAUUACUAAAAUGUUCCUGGCAUCCUUACAUAAUUAUACUUGUUAAUGUAAUAGGAAUCCAUCUUUAUAGCAUCUGCCUUUAUAAAUGUCAAAAAAACAACAGGAGUAUUGUAUUUCAUCUAAUAAUUCACACAAAUAAAAUACAGUGACUUCAAUAUAAUAAAUUUGCAAAUUGGAAA
Messenger RNA from Penaeus chinensis, 1409 nucleotides. RefSeq lists its product as uncharacterized. The coding region runs from base 67 to 1032 and encodes 321 amino acids. Lineage: Eukaryota; Metazoa; Arthropoda; Malacostraca; Decapoda; Penaeidae. The record is from RefSeq and is a predicted model, not a curated record. The transcript has 10 exons.